AUGAAGAGGAUUCAUCACAGAAAGAAACAUCAACCCUACAUUAUCACACUCAUGGAUUCCCAAAUAGUCAAGCUUGAAACCUCUCUGUCGGUUCCUUCUGUUCAUGAGCUAGCUAAGCAACUCAUCACUAAAGUUCCUGAACGAUACCUUCAUCCAAACCAAGAUCCUAUUAUUUCUGACACAAUCUCUCUGCCUCAAGUCCCAGUCAUUGAUCUCAAUCAAUUGUUGUCUCAAGAUGAAUCACCUGAGCUAGAGAAGCUAAACCAAGCAUGCAAAGAAUGGGGUUUUUUUCAGCUUAUAAAUCAUGGAAUCAAUCCUUCAGUGGUGGAAAAUGUGAAGAUAGGUGUUGAAAAGCUCUUCAGUCUCCCAGAGAAAGAGAAGGAGAAACUCAGGCAAAAAGAAGGAGAGUUAGAGGGGUAUGGUCAACAUUUUGUUUGUUCAGAGGAACAAAAGCUAGAAUGGGCUGAUCUAUUCUUCAUUAAUAUGCUUCCAUCAAGCACGAGGAGUAGUCACAUAUUUCCUUCCGUACCCCAACCAUUCAGAAAUGAUUUAGAGAGGUAUUCUCUAGAAUUGGAAAAACUUGGCAUGACUAUCAUUAAACUUAUGACAAAAGCUCUUAAGAUCAAAGGUGAAGAAUUGGUAGAGUUGUUUGAAGAUUUGAGGCAGACAAUGAGGAUGAAUUACUACCCUCCAUGUCCCCAACCAGAACAAGUGAUUGGCAUCAAUCCUCAUUCUGAUGUUGCUGCUCUCACCAUCCUCCUCCAAGUCAAUGAAAUGGAAGGCCUCCAAAUAAGGAAAGAUGGAAUGUGGAUUCCCAUAAAACCUCUCUCCAAUGCUUUUGUCAUCAAUGUUGGAGAUAUUUUGGAGAUUCUGACUAAUGGCAUUUACCGAAGCAUUGAACAUCGAGCAACAAUCAAUUCAGAGAAGGAGAGGAUUUCUAUUGCCACAUUUCACAAGCCUCUGAUGAACAGAGUUGUAGGUCCAACACCAAGCCUUGUUACUCCUGAAAGACCUGCAAUGUUCAAAAAGAUUAGUGUAGCAGAUUACUACAGAGGAUUCUUUUCACGCAAGCUACAAGGGAAAUCCUACGUUGACGCUGUUAGAAUAAAUAAUACAUAG
This is a messenger RNA of Sphenostylis stenocarpa, 1119 nucleotides long. The record is from the annotation of a GenBank genome assembly. NCBI's taxonomy places the organism in Eukaryota, Viridiplantae, Streptophyta, Magnoliopsida, Fabales, Fabaceae.